AUGGCUGGGCAGAAACGUAGCCACGAGGAGUUUACUGAGGGCGACCCCAAUGUCGCCGAAUCCCAUGAGCAGGCAGAGCGCCAUCGCGACGCGUCCGCCGAUGGCACCAACAUCGCAAACGACGGAUGGGAAACCUACGAGAGCAAGGGUACCAAGAAGCUCAAGAAAAUUCCGGGCCAGCAAUCGAAGAACUAUCCUUCAAUCACGCAUUCUCCGAAUGCCCGCCUGAUGUCAACAGUCAAGAUCAGCGACCUACAGAAUCUCAUACUCUACAUUCUAAGCGACGCGACCUCGCCCCGCUGGGUGGCAGUCAACAAUCAUGGGCAGAUCAGGAGAGUCGUCACAGUCAUGGUGCCUGGUCUCGAGGCUGGCAUGUUCAAUGGACAAAUAUUUCUCGACGAGGCUGCCGACGUGCAGCAAGAUCUUGUAGCACACAACAGCGAAAACAAGGAGAAAUCAAUCGUCUCUCCCGACGACUAUUACCCCACUAAGCUUGUGUCAGAGAAGUUGCCUGAGUCCUUGAAGCCUUUUGCAGAAAUGUUCCCGCACAUCUGGCCCAUCAAGAGCCCUGGCGACGACAAGUAUAUGAGGCUUCACUCGCCUCUGCAAGCAAUAUUGACUGCGCCCAUACCAAAGCAGAAGGACGACAAGAAGAAAGGCCCUCAAUCUGCCAAUAACCGCAACUGGAAGAACAAGCGUACGCCCAUUACCAACUACAUCGCCACGCUUGAGCAAAUGCUCGAAGACGGCGAUGACUGGACAAUACACCCCGCCAUGUAUUCCACGCCGGCAGAAAAGGCCGAGCAUUCUCACCAAAGGCUGCUGAAGGAGAAGGACGCCGCGCACGGCUGGGUCGACACGCCUGUCGCGUCGCUGGAAGACGGCGAUGUGCCCAACGACCAGAUUCAGAGUGGCAGUAUGACCGCCGGCCGGAAGGUACUUGCAAUGGACUGUGAAAUGUGCAAGACAGGAGAGCAAGACUUCGAACUCACACGGAUCAGCGUUGUCGACUGGGAUGGAAACGUCGUUAUGGACGAACUAGUCAAGCCAGAACGCCCCAUUACAGAUUACCUGACCCCUUAUUCUGGAAUAACUGAGGACAUGCUCAAAGACGUCACGACUACCCUCGCCGAUAUUCAGAGGCGCUUGCUAGAGAUCAUUACGCCCCAAACAAUCCUGGUCGGCCACUCACUCAACUCGGACCUCAACGCCUUGAAGAUGACGCACCCCUUCAUUGCCGACACCUCGUUCCUCUAUCCCCAUCCACGCGGCCCGCCGCUGAAGUGUUCUCUCAAAUGGUUAGCACAGAAGUACUUGUCAAAAGAGAUCCAGAAAGGUCAUGGAAGCUCUGGUCACGAUUCGAUCGAAGACGCUCGUAGUACUCUCGAGCUCGUCAAGCAGAAAUGCGAAAAGGGUGAACUUUGGGGCACCAGCGAAGCCAACGGGGAAUCCAUUUUCAAGCGCCUUGGUCGAUCUCAGAAGCCGAAGAACCAGGCAAUGAGUGCCGCUGAGGAGUACCGGACGGGCGCUGUCGUCGACUGGGGCGAGCCUAAACGUGGCUUCGGAGCGGCCGCAGACAUGUGCUUUGGCUGUAAAGAUGAUGAUGAGGUCGUCGAAAACGUCCUCAAGGCGGUCAACGGCGUGCCGGAUGCGACGAGGCCGGUCUCCAGCAAGGGUGUGGACUUCGUCUGGGCGCGCAUGCGGGAACUAGAGGCCAUCCGCGGAUGGUGGACCAGGACGAAGACCAAGGACAAUGCGGAACUGCUUGCCAAUGCGCUGAGCAGCGGUAACGGUGACCCAAAGCCGGCUCCAGCAAAGACUGACAACGAAACCCCCGUUGCGGACGAAGGUGCUGUCAAGCGUGAGGCCGCCGGCACGGUCGACGACUCCAAGGACCAGGCCGCCGCAGCAAAUACUACUGUUACUGAAGAGAACCUCACGGCUGCGGACACUGCUCCAGUCGGGCCCAGCUCUGCCGAACUCGCUGCCGCUGUUCGUAAGACAACUCAGCAUCUCAAAGCGAUAUACGACGGCCUCCCUCCGUGCACGGCAUUCAUAAUCUAUAGUGGCAGUGGCGACCCGCGUGAGGUGACGCGCCUGCAGGAGAUGAAGAAGCAAUUCCACAAAGAGUACAAGGUCAAGAAUUGGAAUGAUAUUAGUGUGAAGUGGACGGACACGGAGGAUCAGGCCCUGCGUAUGGCUUGCAAGAGGGCGAGGGAGGGUGUUGGUUUUGUGGUUGUUAAGUAA
Lasiodiplodia theobromae is the source of this 2247-nucleotide messenger RNA. RefSeq names its product Exonuclease. Gene Ontology annotation, cellular component: nucleus. Gene Ontology annotation, molecular function: nucleic acid binding; exonuclease activity. The record is from RefSeq and is a predicted model, not a curated record. The transcript has a single exon. Bases 1 to 2247 code for a protein of 748 amino acids. NCBI's taxonomy places the organism in Eukaryota, Fungi, Ascomycota, Dothideomycetes, Botryosphaeriales, Botryosphaeriaceae.